GUGAGCCGAUCGGGAUCUCGACUUGGCCUCACGAACUUAGGCUGGUCGCGAGAUCGCAAAGACUCUAGCAGGACAUGUGUCGACCAAGACCCAACGCGCUCCCGCACACCUAGCAUAUCACGUGCGCUUUGGGCUUGAGGCGGGUCAAAGUCAACAAGUGCCCUCGGGUCGUGUAGUGUUUUGAUUGGCUAGUCUUGCUCCUUAUGAAGCUACUCCCAUCCCAUUGCCUUCAGAUUGUGCCGGCCCCAGGGUCAGCAUCCGCCUGUAACGAUACCCUUCCCUGCUUCGAGGGGGCGAACGCAUAUUAUACUUGUGACCGCACGAACCCCUUCUCUGACAAACUUGCUGAAGUUGUGACCUAUGUCGUAUGAGCUUAGUAGCCAAACGCAGGAUGUACGAGCGAUAGGUGCGGGAUGCGGG
Ceraceosorus guamensis is the source of this 420-nucleotide messenger RNA. RefSeq lists its product as hypothetical. The transcript has a single exon. The record is from RefSeq and is a predicted model, not a curated record. The coding region runs from base 204 to 371 and encodes 55 amino acids. Lineage: Eukaryota; Fungi; Basidiomycota; Exobasidiomycetes; Ceraceosorales; Ceraceosoraceae.